UAACUCAAGCGGUUAACCAGCUGUCACUUCCUUCGGAGAUUUUUCGGUGCGUGCAGUGAUUGUGUCGUUUUAAACAAAUCUGCGCAAAAAUGUCGUAGCGAAUACUAAACGCAACUAAAGUGAAGUGUGCACGUAAAAAGACCUCGCCAUCAAAAUGGCGGGUCAGAAUGGCGGAGAUUUUGGCGCACUUUUACAAGGCGCGGGGCGGCAGCUGUUGAACCAAGGGGGACAGGCUUUGCUCCAAUAUGGCGCCCAGGCCCUGGGGAACAUCAUCAACGAGGUGUUCCAGAAGAAAGAGGUGGAGCAGAAGAGAUUCUUGCCGAGUAUCAAGAAUUAUAAAGUGCUCGGUGAAACCCGCCCGUCUUCCUUCGGACCAGCAACGUACCAGGACUUUAAGGAGAUCCGUUCCCGCUGCCUUUCCGAAGGCAGGCUGUUUGAGGACCCUGAGUUCCCGGCUAUAGAUCGCAGUUUGUACUACAAGGAACGUUUGGACCGUCCUAUAACCUGGCUUAGGCCGAGUGAAAUAUGCGACGACCCUCAACUGUUCGUGGAAGGCUACAGCCGCUUCGACGUCCAGCAAGGCGAGUUGGGCGACUGCUGGCUGUUAGCUGCUGUUGCCAACCUCACGCUCCACAGAAAAUUGUUCUUCCAAGUUGUACCAGAUGACCAGAGCUUCGACGAAGAAUAUGCUGGUGUCUUCCAUUUCCGUUUCUGGCAAUACGGGCGAUGGGUGGACGUAGUUAUCGACGACCGGCUUCCUACCUACCGCGGGAAAUUGGUGUUCCUCCACUCUUCCGAGACCAAUGAGUUCUGGAGCGCCUUGCUGGAGAAGGCUUAUGCCAAACUACACGGCUCUUACGAAGCCCUAAAAGGCGGGUCGACAUGCGAAGCCAUGGAGGACUUUACCGGCGGCGUGACGGAAAUGUACGAGAUGACGGAACUCCCGCCCAACUUCUACACCAUACUGCUGAAAGCUUACGAGAGGAACUCGCUCAUGGGAUGCAGUAUUGAGCCGGACCCCCACAUCCUGGAAGCCGAGACCCCCCAGGGUCUGAUCCGAGGCCACGCCUACUCCAUCACCCGGGUCAAAUAUGUGGACAUCGAGACCCCGGGCCGCCAGGGCAAGAUCCCGCUGCUCCGCAUGAGGAACCCCUGGGGCAACGAGGCCGAAUGGAACGGACCUUGGAGCGACAAGUCUCCGGAGUGGCGCUACAUCCCCGAAUCUGAGAAACAGGAGUUGGGUCUCACGUUCGAUGAUGACGGCGAGUUCUGGAUGUCUUUCAAGGACUUUUGCACACACUUCUCAAGAGUGGAGAUCUGCAAUUUGAACCCCGAUUCUCUGGACCCCGAAGAGUGCCCAGAAGGCUGCACCAAGAAAUGGGAGAUGUCUGUAUUUGAAGGCGAAUGGGUGCGAGGUGUCACUGCUGGUGGUUGCCGUAACUACUUGGAGUCCUUCUGGCGUAACCCGCAAUACACUGUCACUUUGACGGACGUCGACGAAGAUGAUGAUGAAAACAAGUGUACCAUAAUCGUGGCCCUCAUGCAGAAGAACCGUCGCUCCCAACGGCAUCAGGGCCUCGAGUGUUUAACCAUAGGCUUCGCCGUGUACCGCCUGCCCGACUACGGACAUGUGCCUAAACCGUUGGACAUCAACUUCUUCAAAUACAACGCCUCCGUUGGAAGGUCGCAGGCGUUCAUCAACCUGAGAGAGGUUAGCGCUAGAUUCAAGCUGCCGCCUGGCACGUACGUCAUAGUGCCUUCCACCUUCGAGCCGGAUGAAGAAGGGGAGUUCCUUGUGCGAGUGUUCUCUGAGAAGUGCAAUAACAUGGCUGAAAACGACGAAGAUGUGGGCAUGGGCGACGUUGAUGACAGGGUGAAAGAGAUAGCCCCUAACCCGGAGCCAGCGGACCCUAUCCGCGAAUUUUUCAACCGUUUAGCCGGCUCCGAUGGAGAGGUCGACUGGCAGGAGCUGAAGGAGAUCCUCGACUACGCCAUGAGAGAAGAGCUCAAAGGACAAGGAUUCUCUAAAGAUGUCUGCAGGAGCAUGAUCGCUAUGCUGGACAAGGAUAAUUCUGGAGGACUUGGCUUCGAGGAGUUCAAGUCGCUAUGGAUCGAUCUGCGCAACUGGAGGGCCGUAUUCCGCCUAUACGACACAGAAGGCCGCGGCGCCAUCCCGGCCUACCAUCUCCGCGACGCCAUCCAUUCAGCCGGCUACACCGUCAACGCACACACACUCAACGUACUCGCACACAGAUACGGCGGCCAAGACGGUUACAUACAAUUCGAUGACUUCAUAAUGUGUUCCGUGCGACUCAAGACCAUGAUCGAGACGUUCAAGGGCAGAUCAUCGGGCGGAGACUACGCCACGUUCUCGCUCGACGAUUGGCUGAAUCGCACAGUUUAUUCAUAAGAAAAUAUGCCUUAAUACAUACUAUUUAAGGACCUUUGCAACGGUAACUAAGCUUAAAGAGUACAUCGAAAAAUCCAAUUACAAUAGACCGCCAUCUUGUAAAAAAUGGCGUCCUUGCCGAAAACCUUGAAAACGACUACCAUUGAUAAUUAGAGAGAAUAAAAUGGCCUUAAGUUUACUUAAUAAAUUAUAUAGUUAGUGACAAAUCGAGAUUUUAACCUCAACCAUGUAAUAUAUAGUUACUGUGUACUCUUUAAGACACAUAUUAUUGUACGAGUAAUUCUUCCAAUACCUCAAUGUUAUAACGUUAAUGUUCAAACAUUUUACAAAUAUGGAUAUCUCUAUAGCAUCACUUUCAAAUAACCAAAAAUAUGAUAACCUAUAUAUAAAUAUAUGUAGCAUAUAUGCUAAAUUGCUAAUGCCUUAAAGUAUUUAAACUUUUUAAUAACUUUAUUAUGUAUUUUAAAAAACAUGUGAUGCUAUAGUUAUAUUAAUAAUGUCAGCCAACUAAAAUGAAAAUGUUUAAAUUAAACAAUACACUAAUUAAGCUUUAAUCGGUGAUAAUCUAAGUCACAAAUAACCUUUUCAAUCUCGAUGUACUUCUGUGUAUUUUUAUUGUAUUUAUUCACUUUUCAAAAUUGCAUUUAACAAUUUAAAAAUUACUUAAUUGUAAUACUUUAAUGUAUAACUUCAUUUUAAAGUUUAUGUUAGUAACGGCUAUUUUUUUCGUAAUUAUUUGUUUUAUGUAACCGGUAAUAAUAAUAACUAAUCCGUCGCUAUAUAAUAAUAUGUAGAUUGAUAUGAGAUUUAAAAAGAUAAUAUACUACUUUUAUAACUACAUAUAAACAUACAAACAGUAUUUUUCUCCACCGAUAUUCAUUCCAGAGAAUUAGGUAUAUUUUUCGUCAAACGCUGUGCGAUCAGCUAUGCAUCACUCAUGGUUAUUUUUAUUUCAAUAUUUAUUGUUGUUGCACCAUUAUGACAUUUUCAAUGCAUUUUAUUGAUUAUAUUUUGUAAUUGUCAAUUUUUAUUUUGAAUGUAAAACUUCAGAUCUGAAUAAAGUAUGUUUUUUAUUCAC
This is a messenger RNA of Cydia fagiglandana, 3488 nucleotides long. RefSeq names its product calpain-B-like (gene CalpA). Gene Ontology annotation, molecular function: calcium-dependent cysteine-type endopeptidase activity; calcium ion binding. Gene Ontology annotation, biological process: proteolysis. NCBI's taxonomy places the organism in Eukaryota, Metazoa, Arthropoda, Insecta, Lepidoptera, Tortricidae. Gene Ontology annotation, cellular component: cytoplasm. The record is from RefSeq and is a predicted model, not a curated record. The transcript is spliced from 19 exons. The coding region runs from base 155 to 2410 and encodes 751 amino acids.